Molecule: messenger RNA, 154 nt
Organism: Symbiodinium necroappetens
Lineage: Eukaryota; Dinophyceae; Suessiales; Symbiodiniaceae
Source: the annotation of a GenBank genome assembly
AUGGCAGAGGGCGUCAGGGUGGGCUUCAACUAUGCCAAACCCAGCUGGGCCGGCAAGCCCUGCUUUGACACCCUUUCACUGGACCUCAUCGUAGCCGGUGAGGUGAAGCGUCGCGUGGAUCUCGAUGUCCGCGAGCACGACGCCUUUCUUAUCG